Molecule: messenger RNA, 1452 nt
Organism: Neltuma alba
Lineage: Eukaryota; Viridiplantae; Streptophyta; Magnoliopsida; Fabales; Fabaceae
Product: thiamine thiazole synthase 2, chloroplastic
Exons: 2
Coding region: 125-1180 (351 amino acids)
Biological process (GO): thiamine biosynthetic process
Source: RefSeq, a predicted model, not a curated record
CUUCUCCCAGUAAGGUCCUACUCAUUUUGUUUAUAAAUCCCUUUCCCUCCUUCACUUCGCAGUAUAGACCAGUUCCCUCUUGUUCUUCUUCUAUCCAAUUCCGUACCGAAUCAUCAAUCACAGUAUGGCAGCCAUGGCCACUGCAACCCUGACCUCUUCCAUCUCUUCAAACCCGAAAUCUUCUUUCAUCCACAACAAGAUACCUUCUUCAAUUCCUUCUCGCUUCACUCCUGUUAAAUCUUCGAUCUCCAUGUCCCUAAACACUCCCUCCUACGACCUCAAUUCCUUCAAGUUCCAACCCAUCAAAGAAUCCAUCGUCUCCCGCGAAAUGACCCGCCGUUACAUGACAGACAUGAUCACCUACGCCGACACCGACGUCGUCAUCGUCGGAGCCGGUUCUGCUGGCCUCUCCUGCGCCUACGAGCUCAGCAAGAACCCCUCUGUCAGCGUGGCCAUCAUCGAACAAUCUGUCAGCCCCGGCGGCGGUGCAUGGCUCGGCGGGCAGCUCUUCUCGGCUAUGGUUGUCCGCAAGCCGGCCCACAUGUUCCUCGACGAGCUCGGGAUCGAGUACGACGAGGCUGAGGACUACGUGGUCAUUAAACACGCGGCUCUGUUUACUUCGACGAUCAUGAGCCAGCUUCUCUCACGGCCGAACGUGAAGCUGUUCAACGCGGUGGCGGCAGAGGAUUUGAUCGUGAAGGAAGGGAGGGUGGCCGGAGUUGUGACCAACUGGGCGUUGGUGUCGAUGAACCACGACACACAAUCAUGCAUGGACCCGAACGUGAUGGAGGCGAAGGUGGUGGUGAGCUCGUGCGGGCACGACGGGCCUUUCGGAGCGACGGGGGUUAAGAGAUUGAAGAGCAUAGGGAUGAUCGACAGCGUCCCAGGAAUGAAGGCGUUGGACAUGAAUACUGCCGAGGAUGAUAUUGUUCGACUAACUAGGGAGGUUGUGCCUGGCAUGAUCGUCACGGGCAUGGAAGUUGCAGAGAUUGACGGAGCCCCCAGAAUGGGUCCAACGUUUGGGGCGAUGAUGAUAUCGGGGCAGAAGGCGGCGCAUUUGGCUUUGAAGGCGUUGGGGAGGAACAAUGCCAUUGAUGGAACAUACGAGCUCGGAAGACAAGAACAGCCCGAGCUUCUUUUUGCAUCCGCUGAAAUUGAUCCAGACAUUGUUGAUGCUUAGAAAUUAUAAGCUCAACAUGAAAAAUCUUCCUUUUUCCUUUUUGUUUAGUCUUUCUUGUUCAUGAUCUUCUAUUUUGUUACUCCCCCUUUUAUUAUCCGGGAAUAAAUGGAUAAAAUUCACAGUAUCUUUUACAUGGAACAAUCCAGACUUUGUACAAUUAUUCUGCAGAGGAUGUCUGUUACAGAUUUCUUAUGUCCUCGCCUAGAGCAAAGUACGAAGAUAAACAGCAAAAGUGGGCCAAUAUUAUCCGAAAUGGAGCUCAUGUUAAUGUU